This is a messenger RNA of Nematostella vectensis (starlet sea anemone), 2028 nucleotides long. Its product is annotated as probable cytosolic Fe-S cluster assembly factor v1g210509. Gene Ontology annotation, molecular function: 4 iron, 4 sulfur cluster binding. Gene Ontology annotation, biological process: iron-sulfur cluster assembly. Gene Ontology annotation, cellular component: cytosolic [4Fe-4S] assembly targeting complex. Bases 47 to 1498 code for a protein of 483 amino acids. The transcript has 23 exons. Lineage: Eukaryota; Metazoa; Cnidaria; Anthozoa; Actiniaria; Edwardsiidae. The record is from RefSeq and is a predicted model, not a curated record.
AGCCAAACUAUCCUUGCGACUAUGAAGUAUCAAUCUGUGAUCCAAGAUGGCGGCCCACUUUAGUGGCGCUCUGCAGCUCACAAAUCUUGACGACUUCAUAACUCCUUCGCAGGAAUGUAUUAAACCAGUCAAGAUUGAAAAGAAGCCUGGGGCAAAGGGGCUGGCCAAAAUAAAGAUUGAAAGUGAUGGGAGCUAUGUGCAACUUUCUGAGGACGGAGGGAAGUCCAAGUUACAGAAAGCAGAGAUAACACUCAACGACUGCUUGGCGUGCAGCGGCUGUAUAACCACAGCGGAGAGUGUUCUUAUUACCCAGCAGAGCCAAGAUGAACUGUUCAAGAUCCUUGACAGCAACAGAAAGCUAGUAAAGGAAGGAAAAGGGGAUGUGCAAAAGCUGGUUGUGAUAUCCAUUUCGCCACAGUCGAGAGCUUCUAUUGCUGCUAAAUUCAACCUCACAAUAAAUGACGCUGCUAAGAAACUAUCCGCCUUCUUUAAACAACUGGGUGUCCAUUAUGUGUUUGAUACAACAUUUGCUAGGGACUUUAGCCUUGCUGAGAGCCAAAGAGAGUUUGUGAGGAGAUUCAGAGCAUAUCAGCAAGGAGAUGAAGGCUGUACACCAAUGCUGGCCUCCGCCUGCCCCGGUUGGGUGUGCUAUGCCGAGAAGACUCAUGGGGAUUACAUUUUACCUUACAUCAGCUCAACUAAAUCACCCCAGCAGAUCAUGGGAUCAUUAGUAAAAGAUCACUUAGCAUCGGUUGUCGGCAAAAGUCCAGAUUCUGUGUAUCACGUGUGCGUCAUGCCGUGCUUUGACAAGAAACUGGAGGCGUCACGUGAUGACUUCUACAAUGACAUGUACAGCACACGUGACGUGGAUUGUGUCAUAUCUACAGUGGAAGUAGAAACAAUGAUACAGGAUCACUGCCCAGACUUCAACUCUAUCGACCCAGUAGAGCUCGACAAGUUAUACUGCAGUAGCGAUAGUGGUGAUUUUUUUGGGCAUUCAGGGGGUGGCUCGGGUGGAUUUCUGGAACACAUAUUUAAAUACGCAUCCAGAGAAUUAUUUGACGAAAAAGUCGAUGUUUUGACCUACAAGACGUUGAGGAACAAGGACUUUAGGGAAGUCACGCUACAGGUUGAUGGUAAGGAUGUGCUCAAGUUUGCAGCUGCCUACGGAUUCAGGAACAUACAGAACUUGGUGCAGAAGCUCAAACGUGGCAAGAGUCCGUAUCAUUUCGUUGAAGUUAUGGCCUGCCCUUCAGGUUGUGUCAACGGUGGCGCGCAGAUUCGUCCCGGGGAGGGUGAGUCGGCCAAAGACCUCGUCCAAAGAGUGGAAGAUCUCUACAACUCUAUCAAGAGCCGUAGACCGGAGGAUAACCCAGCCGUGGAAACCCUUUACAGGGAGUGGCUCGGAGGCGCUGACAGCGAUAAGGCAAGAAAGAUGUUACAUACGCAGUACCACGCAGUUGAGAAAUUGAAUACGGCGUUGACGAUCAAAUGGUAGGAACCAGAUUGGUGAAGUACCGCAACCACUAGGAACGGCCCAUAUAAAACACGACAAGUUUCUUGAAUUGGUCAAAAAGGUCGAAACAAAGUACCUAGCGGACGAUUACCUAACGUGUAACUCACAAGCUUCUCAAGCGAUGGUGACUAAUUAUACGCCAUAACGAUUAUCACAUGAAUUGCACGCGUGCUGCUCGUGGGAAACACGUGUGACAGGACGAGGACUGGGGAUGAGUAUUAUAAAGAUACUUCCCUAGAAAACGCUUGACGGCUCAUGUCAAGGCUUCUAUUGACUAUAAUACUAUUGUGCAUAAGUGGCGCGGUCUCUAUUCACUACAGUUUACAGGUCGUUAUUGGGAGCCUUUAAACGCACCCUCUCCCACCCAAAUUCAUCCCAAAUUGCCUCCUGUCUGAUGUAAUAGAUCACCUGAAUAAGGCAUGGUCAGCAAGCUAAUUGAUGUGAACCUGAAUUACAUGAUUUGGGAGAGCAAAUGUUGAGAUUGAAAAUAAUUGAAAAUUGACCUGACAAUA